This is a messenger RNA of Gryllus bimaculatus (two-spotted cricket), 3349 nucleotides long. The record is from the annotation of a GenBank genome assembly. NCBI's taxonomy places the organism in Eukaryota, Metazoa, Arthropoda, Insecta, Orthoptera, Gryllidae.
AGUGCACGCUUCAGCUAAUAAUAAUGUGAGAGCUCUGUGUAUAUAAAUUAUGUAUACUCUUUGAACCAGCAUUAGCCAAUGAACAUGCAGUGUGUAUGGAAGUCAAUUUUGUUCGUCCUAGUUUCGUUGGUGGGCCAUGUUGAAGGGAUACUUAAUCGAAUUAAUGAUUCUUAUUGAUGCCCCAAUGUAUAGUUUAUGUAUUUGGUUUUCUUAAGCACUCUAUGAGCCGUGUGUCGGCUUUAAAAUGAGCACCUCUGCGGUUGUACAUACCUUCAAAGAAAAGAUUGAGGAUGCAGCAGCAAUGGUUAGAAGUAUGGAUGCGGAGGAAAAGUUGCAAGCAGUAGAAUAUUGGAAUGUGGUUUCAGAACAGUUACAAAUAAUUGUCAAUCAUUCUGCAGAAGAUCUAGGUGCCUUUACAUCUCCACUGGAUGUUGACAAGUUACCUGAUUUUAUUGAUGCUAGUCAAUUGGUUGCUCUGGGUCUUGCUCCAACUUUCAUGACUAGUUUUGUAUCUAAUAGUGGCUUAGAUAUUUCAUCAGAUAUUCUAAGGAAACAUUCAUCAAAGGAUGUUGAAGGAACAGUUGUGAUUACUACUGCUUUGUCAGAAACAGUGUCAUUGCCAUCACUUAAUAGUGAGAGUGCUAUAGUUAUUGAUUCAGUGUCAGCAAUGCCACAAACUGAAGUUGAAGCAUGCCAGACUUUACCAGCUGAUAGAAUGUUGAACAUAUCAGAAUGUGAAGCUUCGCACAUCACAUCAAUUGUGGAUAAUGAGUUGGUUGAUCCUGGAGUGCAUUUGGAUGACACUGUCAACUCGGAAGCUUUGGACAUUCCUGAUCCUAUUGUAGAAGCCAAUGACAGUUUGAUUUCUCAAGCAAUAAAUGAAAAUUCCAUGGAAUCAUUAACACCAGUUAAUGGAACAUCAGAAUCUGUAAACUCAAUCUCUCAUCACCCUCCGAAAACGAAAGGGAAAAUUAAAAAUGGUGAAGGCAGUGAAGAACAAUUUUAUGAAUGUUCAUAUUGUAUGAGAGCAUUUUUCACACAUUCUCAGCUGACAACUCACAUGUGGACACACACAAAACCAUAUGUGUGUUCUGUGUGUCAUGCUCGAUUUGCAACAAAAGGAAAUCUGAUUGUGCAUAAUAGAAGGCAUAGCGGGGAGCUGCCGCAUGUGUGCCUUCUCUGCCAGGCAACUUUCAGCACACGAGGCAACCUCCUAAGGCACCGCAAAGCGCACUCAGGUGAGAAGCCGUGGCAGUGCACGGUCUGCUCAUCGCGCUUCACAGAAAAGAAGUCUUUGAAAGUUCAUAUGCGCCGACACACGGGUGAACGUCCCUAUCAUUGCACAAUGUGUCCUAAAUCAUUCACUCAAGCAGGAAUUCUACAGACUCAUGUAGCCGCUCACUUGGAUCAAAGAGCUUUUCCAUGCUCUUUAUGUGGUAAAUCAUUUCGCCAGAAAUCUCAGUUGCGUCUUCAUGAACAGAGGCAUGCUGGCUUGUGGAAAUAUGAAUGUACACUUUGCCCAUCAAAAUUUCUUACAAAAGGUGAUAUGCAAAGGCACAAAAGAAUUCAUACAGGGGAACGUCCAUUUACUUGCAAAUUAUGCCAAAAGACCUUUACCCGGCAGCAGUCUCUGAACGAGCAUAUGAAUAGGCAUUAUGGACUUAAACCAUACCGUUGUAAAUAUUGUGAGAAAGGUUAUGUAGAAAUGUCUGCAUGUUAUAAACACAUUAAGGCUCAUGAACGUUCUGGAAGCACUGUUCCAGUACAAAAGCAGCAUUCAGAUUCUUCUGCUGAGAAUGCUGAAGAGGAAGAUAUUGCUGGAAUAUUUGUGAACUCCUCAAGCAUCCACAGGAGUGAUCAAAACAGCUUCUUCAUUGAAGAAUUGAUUUGAAAUAUUUCAGAGAUAUUUAAAUGGUGUCUUUUGCAUGAGUAUGCAUUUCUGAAUAAUGUGAUAUGAUUUUGAAUCUUCAUUUAAAGAUUAGAUGUGAUGUGAGUGACUGUAUAAAUAAGUAACUAUAAUCUCUGGAGAUGUCAAGCUCUGAGAAACACUGUUUUUAUUUUAACAGAUGAUGCAAAUUUGUUGUACGUGUGAGUGAUAUUCAAGGCAUUUAUGUUAUGAUAUUUGCGAUGUAUUGCAGACUUACCUUCAAAUUAACAUCAAAGAGACCAGACCAUUUAUUAGAAUUUAGAAUUGAAGACUUGUAAAUAUAAUCAGAAAAGAACAGUAUGCUUUUUUUCCUAAAGGUGGCUCCUCACAGUCGUUAGUCAGCAAGUAACAAGUAGUGUGGAGUGAAUUUAAUGAAUCCUGAGUAGUGUGGAUGAGUUGCUUGCUAUUUGCUUAGUGACAAACAUUUGGUGCUCGCCCUACCCACCACAUGUCGGUCUAUAGGACACAUCAAAGGUAGUGAACAUUUGUCAAACACAUCAGCUGGGGGUUCAGGAUUAGGUAAGCAGUAGCUCACUGUUCAGCGAAUGCCGAAGGUUUGGAGCUGCCUUUAGAAAUAUUUCUUUCCUUAUUUAUACUUGUUUUGACCAGAACAAGGUUUUAUUUAUCAGAAAGUACUGCAUGCACAUUGCAAUCUGUUGCAAUCUUUGGCUCUCAUUGACUCAUAGGGAGGUUUAUGUUCAUUUCAAGACUAUUGAAAAGUUCAUGAGGUCCAGUAGUUGGCCACACAGGCAGUUUUGUGUAUUUAUUUCCAUAGACGUACUUUUCUUACAGUUAUACAUGUGAAUCAUUUUAGCAAAGGGAUAAAUCCUUACAUUCUUAUUACUUACUGGCAGAUAUGACUUGAGCAUUCAUAUUUAAUGGUACUCAAUUCAUACUCAAGGAAGCAGGGAAAUUUCGUAAAUGAGUUGUCCUUUGGGAGACAGGGAAGGUAGAAUAAAUAUUGCAGUAUGCUCCAUAAUGACUUACUCGCGAUGAUGCAGGAAAUUAUAUUAUAGAUUGAAUUUUCCAUGGGUACUUUCGUUACCCCCUUGGUAUUUGAAAGAAACAAAAAUACUCGGGAAGUUGAAGGGAUGGCAUCACGCCUAAUCAGUGAUUGAACCAAGAAUUUUCAGAGGGAGGAGGGUACAUGUGUAGAUCAGCUGACUUGAUGUUCGUAUUUUUCUCAUAUACACAUUAUUUCCCUUCAGUCCUGAAGAACGUGUAUGAGUCCUUCCAUGUUAAAUUGCACACUCUCAAAACAUCACUCUUUUUUAGUGACUUCAAAAGCUUUUAUGAGGCCGAGGGUUGAAAAAAUUAAACUUACGAUGUAAUUUCAUGUGAUGUAAAUAUAAUUUUUGUAAUCAUAUUAUUUAAAUAUUUAAAAUACGUUUUAAUUUUUAAAAUGAAAAUUUUACAUUAGGC